CGUCCAUCCGAACUGGCAGCAAACCUCAAUCAAACGCCAUUACAUUGAUCAACACAAUCCUCGCCGGCUGGAAGAAAUUGAUUGUCCUCCUCCGCCUGUUCCCGUUACUGCCGCCGCCGCCGCAGUCCAUGAGCGAAGGGAGAUAGAAGAAGAAACAAUGGUGGCUGUGGUGGAGACCGCCGCCGCUAAUCCCGUCGGUGGUGGCUGCGGCAACGAAGCGAAUAUGCUAAAUGUAGCCAUCCCCAGGCCACCGCCGGGAAAUGAUGCUGCGUGUACGACGGCGACGACGGCGCAGCAGGCGACGACUUCUCCUCCUCCUCCUUCGUCAAUGGCGGAUGAAUUGUGCCAUAUUUCUUGUACUACUUUCAACAUCUUGGCUCCUAUCUACAAACGCCUCGACCAACAGAACCAAAGCCUCCGUGAAAGCGAUUUCAGAGCUUUCUGGCUUUCCCGGAACCAGAUGAUUUUGGAGUGGUUGCUUAUGGAAAGAACUUCCAUCAUAUGCCUCCAGGAAUUCUGGACGGGAAAUGAAGAACUUGUGCAUAUGUACGAGGACAAGCUCUGCGACGCUGGCUAUUUCACCUUUCAACUUGCUAGAACGAACAACCGGGGAGAUGGCUUGCUAAUGGCAGUGCAUAAGGACUACUUUAGGAUUCUAAAUUAUCGGGAGUUGCUCUUUAAUGAUUUUGGAGACCGGGUUGCGCAGCUAUUGCACGUUCAGUUGACAAUACCCUCUUCAUGUAAUCGAAAAAAUGACGCCCGACAAGAGCUCCUAAUAGUCAACACACAUUUGUUAUUUCCUCAUAAUUCCAGUCUGUCCAUAGCGAGGUUGCAUCAGGUCUAUAAAAUAUUACAGUAUGUGGAGACAUAUCAACGAGAAAACAAACUUGGUGGUGUGCCUGUCAUUCUGUCUGGCGACUGGAAUGGAAGCAAAAGAGGCCGUGUUUAUAAAUUCCUUCGAUCUCAAGGGUUUGUAUCGUCCUAUGACAUUGCUCAUAAGUACACGGACAGCGAAGAUGAUGCUCACCGGUGGGUGAGCCACAGAAAUCAUAGGGGUAACAUCUGUGGCGUCGAUUUCAUAUGGCUCCGUAACCCUAAUGAACCAAGCAAACCAUUAAAGACAAGCUGGGCCGAAGCAGCAUUUGGCAUAAUAAAGUGUCAGCUCCAAAAGGUUUCACUGAAGGAGAGUGACGCGUUUGCAUUUUUGAAGGCUGACAACCCUGGGGAUUUUAUAACGUACUCGACUUUCUGUGAUGCGCUUCGCCAGGUUCACUUAAUCGGCCUUCCCUACGGACUGAGUUUCCAAGAGACGAAAGAUCUAUGGAGCCAAGCAGACAUAGACGGAAAUGGAAUCAUUGAUUAUGAAGAAUUUAAGAAGAGGAUAUGGAACUCGUCGUGUUGUUCGGUUCAACGAGACGAUAAUUGCGCAGAAAGUGCAGAGUUCGGAAGAGAGAUGGCAGAGGAAGUGAUCGGUUUCACGGUGAAGGACGCAGUUCUGUUUCCACGAGAAGUGGAGAGAGGAAUGUGGCCGGAGAACUACUCUCUUUCUGAUCAUGCUCGGCUCACAGUCAUAUUUUCGCCCGUCAGAAUGCGGUUCAGGAUGGAGGAGAGAGUAGGUUUAUAACCCACAAGAGAAAUUUUAUGGGUCAGCAGCUGUAGGUUAAAGAUGGGGAAAAAAAUGGGAGAAGGGUUAAGUAGAAACUGGGAAGUUGUAAAUGAGGAAUUGUUCAGUAUAUAAUGGGUUUUCUGGAAAGGAUGUAAGUUGAUAGAGAAACCUCGCUUGGUUUCGGGGCUCUUUUUCAUUUUUUUGCCUGCUUUGUUGGGCGAUUUUGUAAUUAGUUGUCUGCUGUGACACCCACAGCCAUAUUAUAAACAAAACAAAAACAAAAAAAAAAAACUCCCACAUCCAUGACAAGGUGAGCUGACUCAGUCAGUUAUUAAGCAUGGAAGGGAAGUCCACCAAAUCGAAAUAAAAAAUUUAUAAGCAU
Messenger RNA from Linum trigynum, 1988 nucleotides. The record is from the annotation of a GenBank genome assembly. Lineage: Eukaryota; Viridiplantae; Streptophyta; Magnoliopsida; Malpighiales; Linaceae.